Molecule: messenger RNA, 819 nt
Organism: Microthlaspi erraticum
Lineage: Eukaryota; Viridiplantae; Streptophyta; Magnoliopsida; Brassicales; Brassicaceae
Source: the annotation of a GenBank genome assembly
AUGGAGAAAACUACGGACAAGUUUCGAUGGGCAGAGGUGGAGGACGACGACGAUUAUCCUCUUCCGGCGGACCAGGUGAUCGGUCCUGACGAGAACGGCAUUAAGCAGCUGAUCCAUCACUGGCGCAACGACGAGGGCCAAACUGUCAAAACAACCACCACUACACGUGUCCGCACGGUGAGGGUGAGUACUCCUAGAGAAAAACGGGCCGUGGAGCGACGUGCAUGGGCCAAGUUUGGCGACGCCGUCGUCCAUGAUGAUAGCGGUUUCACUACGGUUUCAAGGGAGGACAUCUUUUUGGAACGACCUAAGGCUCUUCCCGGUAACAAACCUGAAGAAACAAAGGCAAAUCCAGAAUCGGGUGCGUUCCUGAUGGUCUGCAGGACUUGCGGCAAGAGAGGUGAGCACUGGACAGCGAGAUGCCCGAUGAAGAAUCAUUCCUCGUCGACGACAGAUGAAGCGGAAGCAUCUUCUUCGCGGAACGGCACUGACAAGGCUGGUUCUUAUGUCCCACCAAACAUGAGGCCAGGAAGCAAUGCUCUUUCAGACACGAGGAGGAGGAACGACGACUACGCUCUACGUGUGACUAACUUGUCUGACGACGCUCGUGAACCGGAUCUGAAGGAUUUGUUCGGUGCGUUUGGCGAAGUGACUCGAGCCUACGUUGCCUUGGACAAGAACACCGGACUGAGCAGAGGCUUUGGUUUUGUCAACUUCGUUAACAGAGAAGACGCGCAACGCGCAAUCAACAAACUGAAUCGUUACGGUUAUGACAAUCUCAUCCUUAGUGUCGAAUGGGCUGCUCCUAGACCCAACUAA